AUGGCCGAGUUACAUGAGGCAAACCGAGAUUUUCAGCCGAAACAUGAAACUCGCUUCGGUCUCAGCGUCGUAAAAUUGGAUAAGGCUACUAAGAAACUGAACGAGAAAAUGGGACUUAGUGAGAGCGAGCUGAUUCUUCGUUAUGGCCUGCAUCCCGUUGUCGUGUGGUGGGCUCAUCAGGAGCUGGAUUCUGUAGUCGGGAUGCGGAUGCCAGCUUUUGAGGAUCUUCCUAGUCUCCCAUAUAUUCGGGCACUUUUAGCGAAGUUCUGCGCUGGCGACACCCAAGACCCGGAGGUCUGUGGUAGUGAACCACUUCUCUCUGGAUACAGACGGGCCACUUUCGAGCAUCAGUACGACUUUGAUCCAGAUAGAUGGAUCCAGCGCCCGCAUCUUCCGGUGAAUGCAUUUGGACUUGGUCGAUGUGCCUGUACUAGGUUUUAUGUGGAUCAGAACUCCGUGUCAAUAGCAAUUGCGCAUCUUCUGUGGGCGUAUAAUAUCAGCCAUACGUAUGAGAAUGGUCAAAAAUUGGAGGUCGAUUCUUGGAGUCUGACUCAGGAGAUUGGUGUACGACCAAUUCCAUUUAAGGCACUGUUUCGCGUGAGAGGGACUAAACGGCAAGAAAUUAUAGAGCAGACUUGGACGGCUGCUGAGAAAGACACUGAUAUCUUACUUGAGCGGGCUAGUUAUACAUUCAAAAUUAGUGUAUCACUUUGGUUGUUACAGUCUGCAAAACUUACCCUUAUGUGA
Molecule: messenger RNA, 747 nt
Organism: Aspergillus tanneri
Lineage: Eukaryota; Fungi; Ascomycota; Eurotiomycetes; Eurotiales; Aspergillaceae
Exons: 2
Coding region: 1-747 (248 amino acids)
Molecular function (GO): iron ion binding; monooxygenase activity; oxidoreductase activity, acting on paired donors, with incorporation or reduction of molecular oxygen
Source: RefSeq, a predicted model, not a curated record